AAGCACUAAAACCGGCAAGAUGGGAAUGCUGGACAAUCUAAGUUUUCUUGACGAUGUGCGGCGCAUGAAUAAACGCCAGCUCUACUAUCAGGUGUUAAACUUUGCUAUGAUAGUCUCCUCCGCUCUCAUGAUAUGGAAAGGGCUGAUGGUGGUCACAGGCAGUGAGAGUCCUAUAGUUGUGGUGCUAAGUGGUAGCAUGGAACCGGCUUUCUAUCGUGGCGACCUCCUCCUCCUCACCAACUACCAAGAGGAGCCCAUCCGUGUUGGUGACAUUGUCGUCUUCAAAAUUCAGGGAAGAGAAAUUCCAAUCGUUCAUAGAGUUUUAAAAAUCCAUGAAAAGGAGACUGGCUCAGUGAAAUUUUUGACAAAAGGUGACAAUAAUUCAGUUGAUGAUCGAGGAUUGUAUGCCCAUGGACAACUUUGGUUGCAGAAGAAGGAUGUGGUUGGAAGAGCUAAAGGAUUUUUGCCGUAUGUGGGAAUAGUGACUAUACUAAUGAACGACUACCCCAAACUAAAGUAUUUUGUUUUAGCAUUCCUUGGGAUAUUCGUGCUAAUACAUCGCGAAUGAUAUUCGGAGAAAGGGGCCACCUAGAGGGAGUGAGGACACCUAGGAGUACCUUAUAUCUUUGUAAAUUUUAGGCCCUUUUGUUGAAAAAGUUAUCCUUUAAUAUCAGUUUCGAAAAACAGGCUGGCAUUGGCAAUUUAUUUUUCACAAGUUGAAUUGUGGUUUACCUUGCAAUUGCAUUAAUACAUUUUGGCACCUGUAGAUUUUUGAUAGCCAUCAGGAAUAAAAUAAAUUUUCAGUUAUUUUCAAAAUACAUGGUACUGGUACUCGUAAUAAACGUCACGACUUAUCAUGUUCCGACUAAAACAAUUUGAUUAUAGUGUUCAAUAAAAAAAUCUCGUAAAUUCUGAAAAGUACACCAAAAAUGUUGAACCAUCAAAUCAUUCUCAAAAAAUGUUUGGUGGCAUUUUUGGAAAUGAUGUUGGGUCACUUUCUACACCUUUCUUAAUUAAAUAAGAAUGAACAUUGAUUGGAUCUGCAGUCAAAUGAGGACAAAUCAAAAUCAUGUGUAAUGAGACGCCACUAAGCUUCGUCUCGGCACAUAAUGAUCUAACGCAAUCAUUUAUUCCUCUUGGAUGUGUUGUCCCUUAUUUAUUCUGGUGGGGUUGAAUAUCGUGGCCUGUUCUGUUUUUCUCAGUCCGGUAGUAGUUUGUGUGUUUGCUUAUUUCAAUUCAUUGAAAACGGGGAGAGAACUAAGAUCUUGGCACAAGAAGUGCUGCAUAUGCUUCAGAAAAAUUGGAUCUCAUUCAUUGCCCAUAAACAUUUCGCUAUGUUGCGUUCUAGUUAUAUCGUCCCGUUGAUUAUCAAGACGGAUUUAAGCAAAUACUGUGCUUCGCCUCAGUUGAGUCAGCAGUCAAUUAGAGCAGUAUUCAUCUGGCCUAUACAUGCAGAUCUGCGAUUAGCAGCACGGUGUACCUGAUCGGACAAUCCAUUCAUAAACCCCAAUCUGCUGAUGGUCGUGCACCAAGAAGAGUUCUCCACAAGGUUUUCUCAAGGUAAUGUUGUACCAUUGAUCAUCAGGAAGUUUUGCCAGUGUGCAGCACAAGGUAUAGUGGCAAGCAGUUUAAGGUAGGGUGGCCCUGUUGAAACAUUUUACAAGUUCUAGAGCAAGGUAGAGUGGCUGCUUCUGAGGUAGGGUGGGACGCCCUGACAAAUAGCCUUGUGGAGAACACUGCUAAGCAGAUGUUACUUUAAAAUCAAUAUGUAUUUCUAUACAGAAUCAUGGGGAGAAACAGAUAAAUCUAUGUCAUACUAUCCUCGAGCUCUGUGCACAUUAAGAUAUAUGGGGUUGUAGGCCAGAUGUAUACUGCUUCUAGUUAACUGCUGGAGUUAAACAUAGGUUGCUAACCUUUUCGCGCGUGUACGCCAGCUGUAGCCUUGCUAUUAAGAUGAUCACAAAAGUAUCUUGGGCCUGAUUACUUUAUCAAUUCUCAAUUUUGUUAGGGUUUUUAAUUGGUUGGAUGAAUUAUUGUUUGUGGUGAAAGUCUUGUGCCCUGUGUCGGAAACACAUCAAUUUGAUUAUUUUGUUUAAUUGGCGACGCUCUUAUUCAAAGAAGUAGUGACUGGAUAUCAAUUUUGUGGUAUAAAUUGUCGUUAAAGGGACAACUUGGGCAUGAGAUUUAUCUGGCCAGGAGGAUAAUAAUAAUACCCCUGCUUGCCACAAUGCUCCGCCACUGGUAGUAUCACACCGAGGCUGGUCUCUAAUAAUGAUUUUUGCCAGUGUUGCCAGGCAGUUUCAGACAUGGCUUUUGAAUUUUAGGCGGGCCUGUAGUUACAUCCCGUUCUAGUGCAUGGUUUAUAUUGCAGUUCAAAAAUUUUUCAAUUAUCCUGUUUGGAGGUGUUUUGGUCCUGCUGGAAGCCAUUUUGAAUUAAAACCAACACAUCUCAUGCCCUGAUUGGUCCUUUAAUUGAUAAGGUGCUUCUUAUGAAGUAUUGCAAUGGGUUCAAGAUACAUUUUCCUGUGGAAUUGUCUGGAACGAUAAAUUAGAAAUUUUUCUAAAUUAGAAAUUUUUCUAAAUUAGAUUUAGAAGAGGAAAUGCUUUGCAAUACAAGGGUGAUGUGAGAACCAAGCGUUGAUCCUCUGCAAAUAUUCAAGAAUAUUGACAUCCCAGUAAAUCUGUACAAGUUGAGAAACUACAUGUUAGAUGUAUGCAUUUAUAUUCAACAUCAAUAAAUGUCUUUUAAAUAUUAA
Lineus longissimus is the source of this 2756-nucleotide messenger RNA. Its product is annotated as signal peptidase complex catalytic subunit SEC11A-like. The transcript is spliced from 6 exons. The record is from RefSeq and is a predicted model, not a curated record. Gene Ontology annotation, molecular function: serine-type endopeptidase activity. The coding region runs from base 20 to 568 and encodes 182 amino acids. Gene Ontology annotation, cellular component: signal peptidase complex; membrane. Lineage: Eukaryota; Metazoa; Nemertea; Pilidiophora; Heteronemertea; Lineidae.